AUGUCUUUCUUUGGAUUUGAUCCCAGCCAACGGCCCCAGGAGAGGGGUCAUAAUACUGCUGCUCCAGGUUUUGGUCAACAUGCAGAUCCAUUUGCAAGUCUUUCUGGCUCAGGAAACGAUAAUGAAGCAUUCGAUUUCGAGGAUACAUAUGAUGGUUUAGGAGAUCAACUCGAAGAGACCGGUGAUGAUUUCAACGACGACACCUUCGGUGCCGGCGCGGGUGACUCUAUUGCAAGCAAGCCAGUUGGAAAGGACUUUGACUUUUUUGGACAAACCGCAAAAGUUUCCAGUGCUAUCAGUGAGGAACAAAUGCGAUACACCCGACAACAACCAGUAGUAUCUAGGACAACCCCCACUACAUCUACCUUCUCACAACAACGUACAUCAAGACCUGCCAGAACUGGCUAUGAGCGUUACCAAGAGCCGGAGUAUGUUCCAGAUAUGCAGGUAGAUGCGAACCUUUGGGGUGUCACACCAAAACAAGCUCCUCCUAAGACUGCUACUCCUCCCGUUGCUGGUACAUCAGCACCGAGCCGAAAGAUGAUGAGUUUAGAAGAAGUGGAAGCAGCAAUGAGAGCUCAAGCCAAAAAGCCCUCGCAGCCUCAAGCACCUGUCCAGCAGCAACAAAUGCCACCAUCUCAACCACAGUACCAACAGCCUCCACCUCAACAAUACCAAAAUUUUCACCCACAAGCUCCCCAGCAGCAACAACAACAGCAAUUCCCAGUUCAAGUCAGCGCUCCACUUCAAUUGGAACAGCGCCAGAUUCCUGUUGAGCAACCAAUUCAUAUCUUACAACGCCCCCAAGUUCCAACGAGCCAAGUCAAUGUUCCUUCUAUUCCAUCUCAACCUGCACAUAUGCAAAACAUGAACCGAUUUCCAGGUCAACCACAAGGUGCACAACGUGGUCACCAUCACCCACAUGCUUCCGGAAACCGACAUGUUAUCACUCACCCACAACAAUUGGUAAACUUGUCUGAAGAAGAGCGAGCCGCAUUCUUGUUGGAAGAUGCCAAGAGGGCAAAGCGGAAUCACAAGAUCUUUUUGUUGUCGAAAGACAAUGGUUUGAUGACACCUCAAGACAAGAACUUCAUUACCCGCAUUCAAUUACAGCAAUUGGUCACCGCUACUGGAAACCCCAAUGAACAUGGUAUAGAUUCUUCUCUUUCCGAGGAUUUCUAUUACCAAGUUCACAGUCAAAUUCGAGGUGGACCUCGUCAAAAUCCUCAUCAACCUUUGAGCAACUUCGCGCAGACAUACCUGUUUCAAACCGGCAAUCGUCAUGGUGGCAUGCGAAGACAAGCUCGUGGUGGUGAUAAUCAUGUACAACGUAUGGAGCAACAAGUACAACGAGCGGUUGAGGCAGCGAAGAAUAAGCCAAAGAACAAGCAAUUGGUGAUUGAAGGAAGUUUGGGAAAAAUCUCAUUCAGCAACGCAAAGACUCCUAAGCCCUUGUUGAACAUAAAGCGAACCGAUAGCAGUGAAACAAGACCUGGACAGUCUCCCAACCCUCGCAAGGCUAACCUCGCAAAUGUUAGCGGUAGCAACAGAAAAAGUACCUUGACUGACAUUGAGAAUGUUUAUAAUACAUUAAUGGAGUUGGAGGACCACGAACGCUCAAAGCCCAGACCAUUGGGUCAUGAUGAGAUUAACCCACAAAUUGCUGGUAUGAAUCAGGAUUGGGACGAACGACAACAAUUUCUCAACAAGCAAUUAUGGCGAAACUUGAGAAUCCAUGAACCGAUCGGCGCAACGACUGUUCACCCUUUCAUCGCAUUCCUUUCCUUUAACAAGGGCAAAAAGGCAAUUCCUCGGGUUUUCAGGCAUAUCUCUGAUGAACAACGUGCUACUAUUUUGACCAUGAUCAUUCUUCACCUGGAUAAACUCGAUGUCGUUCGAUUGGCUGUUCCUAGCCCUGACGGAAUCCAGCUCAGUGCUGAAACCCGAGAAAACAUCGAUCUCUUCCAGGUGACAGUUAUGUCAAGCCUAUUUGGAUUCCUUCACGAUGCUGACUUCCAAAUUACUACUGGAGUUUUGGGACUUAUUCUUAAUCUUAACAUCGAUUUGAUUGCUCGUACCAGAAUCGGUCUCAGUCUAUUGACGAUGAUUCUCAGUCGGGCUGAGAUUACCAAACAAGCUGGAGAUGUUGAUGAACGUGGAUGGAGUGAUUGGUUGUCCACUCACAAUGCAUUUUUCGAUGCUCUUGAGCCCACACUUCCAGAAAUCUUCCCAGGUACGGUCAAUACUGGUGAAGAUGUGUACGUUUGGCAAUUCCUUGCUGCCAUCGGUAUUGGUGCUAGCCCUGAGCAACAACAACGACUAGUUAUGGCUGUCAAGGAUCGUGUGAUGGAAACGGUUGGACUCGCAAAAACAUUACCACCUGCCAUGUCCAGUCAACGACUUGCCAAUGUAAACCUCUUCAUGCGUUCUAUCGGACUUGAUGUUGAGUUACUUGCAUGA
This is a messenger RNA of Sclerotinia sclerotiorum 1980 UF-70, 2460 nucleotides long. RefSeq lists its product as hypothetical. NCBI's taxonomy places the organism in Eukaryota, Fungi, Ascomycota, Leotiomycetes, Helotiales, Sclerotiniaceae. Gene Ontology annotation, cellular component: P-body. The transcript has 3 exons. Gene Ontology annotation, biological process: P-body assembly; deadenylation-dependent decapping of nuclear-transcribed mRNA. The record is from RefSeq and is a predicted model, not a curated record. Gene Ontology annotation, molecular function: RNA binding. Bases 1 to 2460 code for a protein of 819 amino acids.